Molecule: messenger RNA, 1785 nt
Organism: Colletotrichum scovillei
Lineage: Eukaryota; Fungi; Ascomycota; Sordariomycetes; Glomerellales; Glomerellaceae
Exons: 6
Coding region: 1-1785 (594 amino acids)
Biological process (GO): DNA-templated transcription
Molecular function (GO): zinc ion binding; DNA binding
Source: RefSeq, a predicted model, not a curated record
AUGAGUACUGUGUCUCCGUCGCAUGGACUUCCGAGCUCUUCUGGAAUAUCGCAAACUCCUUUUCACGCCGAUACACCUGCUUCGUGCCAUUCCUCCGGGACUACGGGCGGCAGCCGGUUCUUUGGAGAGUCGAAUUUCAUCACUCUUGUUCCUGGAGCAUCAGGACCCGGCAAUGAGGCUGCGACUAGUGAUGGGGUGUUGAAGGGUCGUCUUACCUUUCCAUUACCGCAGACGCCACAAGCUCACGACCUGGCUACUUCACCUACCAGUGUGCCUUCCAUGAGCUCUGCGACAGAGCGAUACCUUCGGGAUGAGGGAGCACUCACCUUCCCCGACAUGCAGAGCUGUCUUCCAGCUUUACAUGCUUAUUUCGCUUGGUUCCACCCCUGCUUUCCCAUUCUUGACCGUGCCGAUAUCGCCAGACGGCUCGUGACGAUGGAUAUUUCACCGCUCUUGUUGCAAGCAAUGCUUUUCAUCGGUUCGACGUACUGCGACGAGGCAACGAUUCUUGGCAUGGGGUUCAAAGAUCGGUCCGAGGCAAAGAAUCUGACAUACUCUCGCGCGCGUGUUUUGUUCCAUGCCAACUGGGAGAAAGAUGAGUUUACUCUUAUUCAGUCACUGUUUCUAUGCAGCUUCUGGAGGGGUGGACCGACGGAUUGGAGAGACGUGAGGUACUGGCUAGGGGCCGUGUUAACCCUCGCGCAAACUCAUGGCCUUCAUCGCUCAACUCGAUUCAUCACGAAGGAUCCCCAUUUCGCUCGGAUGAGACGCAGAGUAUGGUGGUCAAUCUACGUCCGCGAACGGCAAGCGGCUGUGUCACUAGGACUGCCCUGUCGCAUCCGCGAUGAAGAUUGUGACAUUGAGCCGCUGACACCGGCUGAUCUGGAGGAUGAUGCUGACGAACAGCGAGCAACUGGGUUCGGUGCACCAAAAUCGGAGCACAUUCAUUAUGCUAUCAAGAUGAUUGACAUUGCUCGUCUUCUCGGAAGAAUCAUGGACACCCACUUUGCGCCUGGUCGGGGACCGCCAGCACCGACCGAAGUUCGUGAAUUGAAGCAGCAGCUCGAGGAUUGGAAGCAAAGUCUACCAGAUGAGAUGCGUAGAGGCCCUGAUGAUGGGCAGUCUUCAGUCUUGACCUGCCUAAUCCACCUUGCCUACAACCAUCUCCGUAUCCUAGUGCACCGAAACGGAUGGCUGCGGAAUAGAGACCAGGAGGAUAAGAGCGCAGCUCUCGCCGCCGCCUGUCGCAUCAGUCGCAUCGCCGAAGAUAUGCUCGCACAAAAGACCUUGCAAUACGGCCAAAUGCACCUCCUCUUUGCCGCUUUUUGCAUACAUGCAAUUGAUAUCAAGUCUGCGGAUGGCAUCAGUCGCCGAUUAGCCGAACAUAGAGCCCAGAUGUGUCUUCUUGGCCUCAAAGAAAUUCAAAAGUACUGGCGUAUCAACAACAAUGUGCUUGAUCUCUUCCUGCAAUACCUCGACGAAUCAAUAGCGAAGAGACUUAACGGCGACAGCACUGAAUCUGCAUCGUCCAGCGCACUACCCGGCUCUAUCACGGGCCUCGAGCCGUUCAACGACACAGGCACGAGCCCAACUGUCACUCUACUACAAGAUGCUCUUCAGCAAGCCAGACCCGACGCAAUGGAAGAUCAAUACUUCAGCCUCAUGCGCACAAAUUGGGAAGGCGAAGAUGCGCUAGAAGAUCUCGGGCUAUUCCUGGAUCCUCAACUUUACGCCAACGGGCCAAUGCAGGUAGAGGGGCUGAACUUCCUGCAGCGUUGCUUGUAA